AUGAAAUUUCAAGUUUUAUCCAUCAUUACUUUGUUUGCUUGUUUCUUCACGACAGCCAUCUUUGCCAAAGAAGUCACGCCGGAAGAUCCUGAGAUCACACAUAAGGUCUACUUCGAUAUUAGUCACGGUGAUGAAAAAGUUGGUCGUAUCGUUAUGGGAUUGUAUGGUCUCACCACACCCCAAACCGUUGAGAACUUUUAUCAGUUGACCAUUUCCAGGGACCCCAAGAUGGGUUACUUGAACUCUAUCUUCCACCGCGUUAUUCCUAAUUUCAUGAUUCAAGGUGGUGAUUUUACUCACAGAUCAGGUAUUGGAGGCAAGUCCAUCUUUGGAAACACGUUCAAAGAUGAGAAUUUUGAUGUCAAGCACGAUAAACCAGGCAGAUUGUCCAUGGCCAAUCGUGGUAAAAACACCAACGGAUCGCAAUUUUUCAUCACCACUGUUCCUUGCCCAUGGUUGGACGGCAAGCAUGUUGUCUUUGGAGAAGUCUUGGAGGGUAUGGACGUGGUUCACUACAUCGAAAACGUUAAGACCGACAGUAGAAACAUGCCCGUAAAGGAAGUUAUCAUUGUCGAGAGUGGUGAAUUGGAAACUGUUCCUUUGGGCCACCAAGACGCGGCCAAGCUACAGGAAGAGAUCAAAGCGGAAGCAAGUGAAGCAUCACAUGAUGAGCUAUAA
Saccharomyces paradoxus is the source of this 678-nucleotide messenger RNA. RefSeq names its product peptidylprolyl isomerase family protein CPR5 (gene CPR5). The record is from RefSeq and is a predicted model, not a curated record. Bases 1 to 678 code for a protein of 225 amino acids. Gene Ontology annotation, biological process: protein folding; protein peptidyl-prolyl isomerization. Gene Ontology annotation, molecular function: peptidyl-prolyl cis-trans isomerase activity. NCBI's taxonomy places the organism in Eukaryota, Fungi, Ascomycota, Saccharomycetes, Saccharomycetales, Saccharomycetaceae. The transcript has a single exon. Gene Ontology annotation, cellular component: endoplasmic reticulum; fungal-type vacuole.